ACGUGUAUUCAGCAUUGCCAUUGUUCUAAAUGUUGUGUGCAGAAACCUAAAAUAAAGUUUACCCAACUUAUGGUGCGUAAUGAUUAGAAUUCGUGUAAGUUCAUUUCUUGAUAAUUGUUAAAAGGAGCGGUAAUUUUAAUGUAUGGGUUUUCCAAAAAGUGUUUCGUUAAAUAAAUUAUAUCUUAUUAAUGUAAUUUUAUCAUAAUGUAUCGUCAUUAGCUUUCACCCGAUACAUGUGACGUUAACUACAUUUCCAGAUAUAAUCAACAAUGCUAAUUAAAAAUGUGCAUAUACAUAUUGUAACUAUAAUUUAACUUGCACUUUCUUCAUAUAAAAAAGUUAAACUAAUCAGCUAAGUCUAUCCGUAUAAACACACAUAUUAAAUGUUUUAUUUACAUUUUCAGCGUAAAAUAGUAUAUUGUAUGAUGUAUGUUUCAGGUUUACAUGUCAUGGCGAAACUUAUUGAGCUUUCAACAACGAGCUAUUUUCACGUCUGCCUAGUCAUUGCUUUCAUGACAUUUUGUCUCAUUGUUGCCAUAAUCUUGUGUACGAAAAGUUGUCUCAAGCAACAAAGUAAGUAGGAGAUCAAUCUUAGAUAAAUUUAUACAAGAUUUAUUGUCUUAGAGCAAUAUAUCACCUUACAAAACAGGAAAGAAAAAAAGCUCUAAGUAAGAGAUACCAUAGAGCAGUUUUUCCCAAACUUUUUUUUGAGACAUGCCCCAUCUAAGCAUUUCUAAAAUUGUUACAUACUUUUUAAAAUAUAAAAAAAAUUGGUUGUUCGCUGAAAGAAAAAAUGAUAUAUUGUUGGAUGAAAUCACUAGAAAAUGGGUGGGGAAACAUAGUAAGUAAAUUAACAAACGAUUUAAUGGAGAACGGAAAUUCAAUUCAAAUCUUUUAAAGUAAAUUUGAUUCUAUAUUAUUUUAAUUAUUUAUUAUUUUUUAUUAUUUAAAUUUAUUGACAUGUUUGUGCUUGAUGUUUGAUGCAAGAGAUUUUAUGUUAGGUUACAAUAUAGUUAGAUUCAGUCUCAAGUCUCCCAAUUGUGUUAUAUUCAGAAAUUAUUAUUUUUUUGUUUUGUUUUUUUUCAAAUUAUUGACGGUAUUAAAUUCACAAUCAAUUAACAAUGAAUGUGGAAACGGUAACACUCUUUUCCUUGCACAUUUGGUUAAAUUUAGAUAUUUCAUUUCUGCUUCCUAAAAAAUGCAUGCCUUCACUUCUUUUAUAUUAAAUAUAAUAUUAACUGACUCAUCACUGUGCAUUACUUUGAGUUCUUCUUGAUAUUGCAUUUUUGAAAUAUAGGACAAAAUCCACAACCAUUGGCUGCAUCAUCCACGUUGGAAAAUCAAUUUGUUUUAAAUUAGAAAAUAUUUCUUUUAAAUUAGCAGUUAGGAUAUCAUAUGAUCGACAAUAACAAGUAUAGCGGUAUCAGUCACUUUAUUUUGGAGCCAAGGAAAAGUUUCAAUAUUUUUCAUGUAAAUAUUCUUAUGACAUAAUUCAGUAAAGGUAAUAUAACAAAAUAUCUUCACUUUGCAUCGACAACAGUUUUAUUUCUUCCCUGAAGUUGUUUAUUUAACAUAUAGUUCGAUUUCCAAAGAUUCCUAAACAACUUACACAUGCUUUUACAUCGCCCGAUAACAGAUACUUAAAAGGUUCGUCACUUUAAAAAAAAAAAAUUGCAAGAGUAUCAAAUAGUUUUAUAAAUAUUUUCAAGCAUUUCCUUUUCAAAGGCCAACUUACUUCAGUGUGAGGUAAAAGUCUCACAUAGUCUGGAUUUUAUUCUUCACAAAAUAAUUGAAGAAACGUUCACAGUUGGCAUCAGCUUUAAAAUAAUUGAUACACUCUCUAACUGAAAUCAGCUUUAAAAUAAUUGAUACACUCUCUAACUGAAAUCAGCUUUAAAAUAAUUGAUACACUCUCUAACUAAAAUGAAUACUUCAUUUAGAAAGGAGAUUUUCUUUUUUAUUUGCUUCGUUUUCACUAUGAAUAACACAAGGCACCAGUAAUUUUAGCAUUUCUAGAUUAUCAUAUUUCAUCAAUUUAAAGUAGCCUUUUUUCUUGCCCAUUUUAUUCGGAGCAUCAUCUGCAGCACAAGAUGCUAUAUUUUUCAUUGGCAUAUUCUUGACAUCUAAGUAUUUUAUUUUAAAGUUUUUUAGAUAUAUAUCUUUUUACGGUAUUUGUGCUUUCCAAUGAUUUACAUAACAAAAUUUCUUCAUAAAAAUAUCCUUUAUCAAUAUCUGACGUAAGUUAUCAAUAAAACAAUACUGUCUCACAAAGUUGAUUCAUCCAUUCCCACUGAUAUUUAUUUUCGUUUUCAGCUUUUCAACAAGUCGUAUUUCAAAAUCUUCACCCAUUUCGCCUAUUCUUCCGCUAACAGUUUUGUUAUUGAGUGGCCUAGCUUUCACGUCUUUGUCAUAUUUUUUCCAGAACCGUUUUAAGAAAUACUGAUAUUGAUGGUUUGAUUUAAUUUUAUUCUAUAGAAUGAGUUUACCCAUAGUUAGAGAUGAGUAUGGACAUUUCAAAACUAGCCUCAAGUGUAUGAUUGACAGUUCCAGUUACAGCAAGAAAUGGAGAAUUUAAUGUUGCCCUUCUUUGAAAAUACAAGUUUAAUCAUUGUAGAUGGUUUGUUUUCCUAUUCUAGACAGCUCAUUUUUUCACGCUCCCCCCCCCAAACAAUCAAAUCACCCCCCACCCCCCUUGUGGGGCGUGGGACCCAUGACCCUGACUGUAGAAAGCGACUAUAUAAGCUGCAGGGACAAAAAAAAUAGUAUACAUUGUCUUACUCUAAAGAAAUAGAAAAAAUAGACUUAAAAAUGUAAUAGCAUACUAUAUGUUAAAUUAAUAUGUCUUAAUGUAAUAUGUGUUGAUGUGAUAUGUGUUAAUGUAAAACGUGCUAAUGUAACGCGUGCUAAUUUGAUGUGUUCAUAUGAUAUGCUUUAAUGUAAUAUUUGUUAGUGUAGUAUAUGUUAAUUUAAUAAGUGUUAGUGCAGUACAUGUUAAUGUGAUAUAUACUAAUGUUAUAUAUAAGUCAAUUUUAUAUGUGUAAAUGUGAUAUAAUGUAAUAUAUGUUAAUGCAAUUAUGUGUAAAUAUGGUACGUGUUAGUGUCAUUUGUUAAUGUAAUAAGUGUUAAUGUAAUAUGUGCCUAUUUAAUACGUGUUAAUGUAAUAUGUGUUAAUGUGAUAUAUGGUAAUGUUAGGCAUGUUAAUGUGAUGUGUUAAUGUACUAUAUUUUUACGUACCAUCGUAAGUAUACAUAAUCUCCUUUUUAAUGUUAUGGGUCCUGGAAAAAACCUUACGCAGCAAUGCAACUAAAUAAUAUAAUAAAGAAACGAUACACAAAUUUGGUUUUAUUACAAUUAAUCAUUUUAUUAACUAGAUACAAAUUUACAAAAUCAAAAAUAAAUAAAAACUUAACUAUCAUUUACAGUAUAAUAAGGUCUAGUGCUAGUACAAUAUAGAAAUGCAUAAUAAUGAAAAGGCUAAUGCUGAAAAAGGAACAUAUACGCGCAAGGCAAAAUAUUUUUGUAAAAAUAUUGUCUCGCAUAGCAAUUCUCUCUCAUGCUCAUCCAUCUAGGUAUAUGUAUAGCCUAUUUCAGAGACAAUUCUAGAGCGGGCUUACACAUUUGAUUUAUUCCUUGCUUAGUCUCGAUUAGUCUACAUAAUUCUAGUUAUACAGACUUAUUUUUUUGCAAACGAGAUAUUAUUUUUAAUUAGCCACACCCUAAUCACGGUACCGAGCUCAGGGUCAGCUAAAGUUCAUUCACGGGAAAGAUGACGUAAAUGCGUCGUCAACAUAAUAAUAUGUUAAUGCAAUAUACGUUAAUGUGAAACACGUUAAUGUGUUUAUGUAUAAAAUAGUAUAUAAUACUGUGAUCUGUAUUAAAGUUAUAUGCGUUAAUACGAUAUGUGUUAAUGCAAAAUGUAUAAAUGUAUUAUGUGUUAAUUCCAUAUAUUUUAAUAUGAAUAGCUAAUGCGAUAUGUGUAAAUUUGUUGUUUUAAUGUAAUAUGUGUUAUGUGAUGCGUAAAAAUAAAUAUGUUUUAAUGUGGUCUCUAUUAAUGUAAUUUGAGUUAAUGCACAAAGUUUUAAUAUAAUAUGUCAUAAUGUUAUUAUGUUUAAUGUAAUAAAUGUGGUAAUUUUAUAUGUGUUAAUGCAUUAUGUUUUCCAUAUAGUGUGUGUAAUUGUAAUAUGUUCUAAUGUGGUAAGUAUUAUUGUAAUAUGUGUUAAUAUAUUUUUAUUAAAAAAUAUGUGUUCCUGUAAUGUGUGUUAACGUAAUAUGUGUAAAUAUAAUUUUCUUAACAUACUUUUUUUGAAUUGAAUAUGUGUUAACAGAGUAUGUGUAUUUUUGUAACUAUCGAUUACGUACAUACAAGCUGUAGCCCAUCAAACAAUGGCAAUGACAAUCCAACUGACUUCCCAUUUACUAAAGUUUCUUGAUAAAACAAGAAUCCAAAUAAGAUAAGAUAAGAUUCUUUUAUUAACCCAAAUAAAUGGAAAUGUUUUUUGAUUGCACAAUACAUUUUCAGUUAAACAAAUAAAACAAAUUGAACACAAGACAUUUAUAAUAAAUUAUUUCAAACAGCCACUCAGUUACUUCUCCUAGCAAACUCGGGGAGUAUUAGUUCUCAUUCAGAUGUAUGACUUCAGAGGAAACACGCCGGUAAAUUCGUACAGAUUGGGGAACAAAAUAAUUUUUAUAUCUUUCAGUCCUCGUCUUGAUGGAAAGAAUUCGUCCCGAACGGCCCGAUCCUAAGUAUCUGUCAUGAAGACGGUGGGAUGUAUCAUCCAAAAUGUGUUUAGUUUUGCAAAAACAUCUUUCUUCAAAUAGUUCUCCAAGUAAAGGAAUAACCCACCUUAUAAGAAUCCAACUUAGUGCUAACCACCUUUUUACACAACAGCACACUUUAUUUUCACCCACUAACUAUAGUAAUAUUCUAAUGACCUAUCAACUUUUACACUGCAGAUUAAUAGCAUCAUAAUUGAAAUGAGACUAUUUCCGUAAUACUAUAGAAUAUUUUACGUUACAAACCUACGUAAGUUUAAGAAUCUCAUUUAGCACAGUUAUCGGGAGUUUUUUGUUUUGUUGUGUGAGCUCUAUUGAAUACAACAUUACACCGUUAUUUAUUCCAUGGCUACAGAAUCAUGUUUAUUGAGUGUGUUACACGUGACACAAAAAAUAGUAAUUAAAAGGAUUGCAUGUUAAGUAAUUACGCCUAGUAAGUGUUCAAUUAUCGACAUGUCUCUUUGUUUUCCACUGGUUAUGUUAAAUAAAACUUAAAAUAAAAUGAAAAGUCUUUUUCUUCUAAAACUAAUUAUUUUAAAAAACAUAUUUUAUGUUUCCACCUUUAGAAAGCAAAACAAGCAUCGAAAAGAGUGGAGCAUGUCCUGAAAAUGAAGAAGGCUUGUGGUACGAGGACAUAGCCAAUAGGACAACACUUUUGAACAAAAUUACACUUAGUGAAACCAAUCACCGUCCUUCAGCGAGCGGCGAUAUAGAGCUGAGACAUGCCACAAUGACAAAGGAGAACCUCUACGAGAAUGUCAAGACAAAAUCAGACAGUGCCCGUUAUUUGAAUGUUCACUACGGAGAGACAAUGAAGGUUGGAACAACUUGUGGAAAAUCAAAAGAUGCUGGAACUACCCGUUACACUAACGUGAUCAUAGGCGCGAUAUAAAUGUGAAAGAAAG
Messenger RNA from Lymnaea stagnalis (great pond snail), 5681 nucleotides. The record is from the annotation of a GenBank genome assembly. NCBI's taxonomy places the organism in Eukaryota, Metazoa, Mollusca, Gastropoda, Lymnaeidae.